Molecule: messenger RNA, 1122 nt
Organism: Oryza brachyantha (malo sina)
Lineage: Eukaryota; Viridiplantae; Streptophyta; Magnoliopsida; Poales; Poaceae
Exons: 3
Coding region: 197-811 (204 amino acids)
Molecular function (GO): nucleic acid binding
Source: RefSeq, a predicted model, not a curated record
UUUCUCCGUCCUCUCUUAUCUCCCGUACGCGCCAGGGACACCUAGCUACAGCCGCACGGUGGCGGCCGGCCGGCCGCCGAGCUCCCCCCUCCCCCUCAUCUCUCUGCCUUGCGGCUGCCCAGGAAGGCUUCCUCCCGGCGCCUGCGCCGAUCUCCCACGAGCAGGGGCGCUGCAUCCUUACCGAACUCAGACUUGCAUGGCGACAUGCGAUGAAGAUGCUAAGAAGGCGUACGCCGAUUUCGAGAAGAAGAUCAAGAGGACGAUAUACAUAGAUCAUCUUUCCCCUCAAGUGACGAGCUCAGUAAUUAAAGCAGCUCUUGCCCAAUGUGCGAAUGUUGUCGAUGUGGAGUUUAUUGUUAAUUACACGAUCCCGUAUGAUAUUCCUUCUGCUGCAUUGGUUGAAUUGGAUGAUGAAAUACAAGUUAAGGCUGCAUUAGGCUUGAUGAAUGAUUUCCCUUUCAUAAUUGGUGGAAUGCCAAGACCAGUAAGAGCUACCUGUGCAAAGCCCGAGAUGUUUCGGGAGCGCCCUCCUCGCCCUGGCAUGAAGAAAGAGUUCCGGUGGGUAAAACAAGAAGAUGGAAAGGAGUAUGAAGGAAUGAAAAAACUGAGGGUCCUUGCAAAAAGGCAAGAAGUAGAAAAUAUGGCACUCAUAAAGAAUCAAAUGGAAGAGGAGAAGGAGCUGGCAAAGCAGCAGCAGGAAUUACUUGAUGCAAAUUACAAGAAGUAUGACAUGCUGGAGAAUGUCGUACAGAACGGAAAUAUGAAGAGCCUGGCUCACCAUUAUGGAGUCGGCUUGGCCGAUGAGUUUUGACAAUCCAAUUCAUGAGCUGCUUGCUUCUCUAAUAAGUCUGGUCUAGUUUCCAGAGGAAGCAACAUGUCUAAUAACCCUCUCUCUCUCUCUCUCUCUCUCUCUCUCUCUCUCUCCAGGCCUAUAGGGCAUUAAUCAUGUGAAUGUGCGAGGUCAAUUAUGCAAUGACUAGGUUGAGGCACGCAUUAGGCGUGAGAAAAGGCAUCCUGUGUGUAAAAAUAGUUGGCUGCCAUAAUCUGAGGGGCUAUCCCUUCAGCCCUUGUGAUUCUGUGAUGCCGAGCGGAAAUGAUUAUCAAAACUUGUUUACCAUUGAA